Molecule: messenger RNA, 917 nt
Organism: Brachypodium distachyon (stiff brome)
Lineage: Eukaryota; Viridiplantae; Streptophyta; Magnoliopsida; Poales; Poaceae
Product: zinc finger protein 2
Exons: 1
Coding region: 257-655 (132 amino acids)
Molecular function (GO): DNA-binding transcription factor activity
Source: RefSeq, a predicted model, not a curated record
GGACCUCUCGCUUGAGUCAGCAGUAGUACUGCUACAGUGCCUGCUCUGAUGGCUGUUGCUGUCAAAAAUAGGAAAGGAAAAAAAGAAGAGUGGUACUACUAGUAGUAGUAUCAAGCUCUAUCAUACUAUCAGAGUUCCCGUGUUUGCUUCCAAAUAUAGAAGCGCCGCAGCCACCACUCUCGGCUAUCUAUCUACGGAGAGCAUCUAUCUAUCUGUAUCUAUAUCUAUUGCAGCAGAAUAGAAACUUAGAGCUGGGAUGGAGAGGAGGGCGAAGCAGAAGCCGUCGUGGCAGCUGCAGGCGGCGGCAGAUAUCCAGACGUCGCCGGCGGCUCCGACGGCCCAACGACGGCUGUUCCGGUGCCUGUUCUGCGACAAGACGUUCCUCAAGUCGCAGGCGCUGGGCGGCCACCAGAACGCGCACCGCGAGGAGUCCCAAAUGCUCGCCGCCGCCAGCGACCCAUACGGCGCCGCCGACGGCCGGCCUUCCGAUCCCACCGUCGCGUCUCACGGGGCUGAUGCUGAUGCCGGCCAGGACCAGGACGGGGAGUUGUUGACCCCGCGGCGGGGCUUCACGCUUCCUGAUGGUGGUGGGCACGUCGUCGUCCGCCGCCCGAGGGCCUCCGGCGAGGAGCUGGACCUCGAGCUCCGCCUCUAGCCUUCUUGGAUGCACUAGUGCAAAUACGAUCUGUAAAAUACGUUCCACGUUUUCUGUCUUUGCUUAAGGCCUCUGCUCGAUCUAGUGCUUAGAGCUCUGUACUUAGCUGAUCGUUCUCGCGCUCAGGAUUUUUUUUUCAGUUUGAGUAAUAGUUUUGCCUGCUAGUAUGGGAGCUUAAACUGAACCUGUGUAUCAUUUCCAUGAAAUGGAACAGGGCUUGUGCCUUUUUCUCUGAAAGAAAAAUACUUUCUGCUACAGAUUA